CCAACGUUCAUCAUCUCCUGACGCCUGUAUGCCCGAGGUAGCUAGGAGUCAUCGGCGAAUACAGCCAGCAUCAAGAAGUGGACGACCUUGUGAUCCAUGCCGUCGACGAAAAACACGAUGUGUUGUGGAGCCUGGACACGUCAAAUGUCGUCUGUGCCUUCAUCGACAGAACAAUUGUACAUUCGACAAAGCACCUCCAAAAAGGUCGGUCCCAGGAGGCACCGAACUCAAUGAAUCCGGAUCAAUCGCACAGGAAUCGCCAUCGCCCCAGGAAGUACUUACGUCUGAUCUCGAAGAGGGUCGAGAUCUCAAUCCGACACUCGCUCCAGCCUCCGCAGAGCACAAUCACCAGGCUAAAACAUCUAUCCAAAGCAGCGAAUUCGAUGCCGCUCUCGGUCUGAAUCGAACCAAGUUUGCUGAGCUCUACGGACUGGGUAGUGAUAUGGAACCGAUUCUCAUGCGACACCGGCCUUACAAUGCGACGACUAACGAAUACACACUUCCAACACACGCAAUCCGUCUCGUGUCGGCUAGAGACCAAGGUGUUGAUUAUCCUGUGACUUUUCACAUGGUUUCAGAUCAGAAAAGAAAUGUUCCAUCACCGGACAGGACCAGGGAUAUCGAUGCCAUCGAAGCCUAUGUGGAACCGCACGGUGAUAAGUUGGUGCGGUUGUUUUGGAAGAUGGUGCAUCCAACAUAUCCCAUCAUUCACAAGCAAAACUUCAUCAAUAUGUAUUCGGAGUCGUAUCGUCAAAUUGAUGCACCUCUGUUAGGUGCAGUUUAUUUGAUCGCUACCAAUUGGUGGCACUACGACCCUAACCUCUCGAACCAACCAAUUCCCAACGUCGUUGGCUUGCGCAAGCUAGUAAUUAAGACUAUACAAGAAUCUUACCAUCGUCCACGACUGUCAUCUAUCGAAGCAAUUCUGUUAUAUCUUCAGUGCAAACCUGAAGAUCCGCUGAACCCAGACCAUACAUUUGCAUGGGGCUUGACUGCGCAAGCACUAGCUGUGGGCGAAGCUUCCGGUCUACACCUAGAUGCCUCGGGCUGGGCUAUUCCGGACUGGGAAAGAUCGUUGCGAAAACGUCUGAGCUGGGCUCUCUACACACAAGAUGUUUGGACUGCUCUAGCUCACGGUCGACCGACUCAUAUCUCUAUCAAUAAUUGGGCUGUCACCGAUUUGACUCCAGAAGACUUUGAAGCCAAAAGCUCACUUGACGAGGGAGUCUCUUUCAUCAAUACGACAAAUCUGGCAAAGAUUCUCUACCGCGUCUUAGACGAAUUUUACAGCCUUAGAGCGAGCACGCUGCAGGACACCGCUCAGCUUUUCUCCAUGGCUCGUCCCAUCUGGAGUGCGCUAGAGUCCUGGUAUGCAGACCUUCCAUCUUCACUCAGAAUGGAUAGUUUGCCUUUGAGGCAGCUUUGCCCAAACGGAAACGUUCAUUUCGCAUAUUAUGCCGUGAAAGUCAGCACCCUAAGAAGACUGGUAAGAUCAACAGCACUUGCGCCACUCUGCAUUGAUGUCGAUCUAUUGCAUUCUAUCAGACAACAAGCGCACGCCACCGCCCAACAAGCUAUAACGUUGGUAGCCACCCUACGUCUCGAGCAUUUGGAUGCUUUCUGGUUCUUCGCUGCGCCGUACUAUUUCUCUGUUAUCGGAUCGUUCUGCGUCCUGCUUCUAGUCACUAGCUUGACACCAGCGGAGCGAGACCAUUGGCGCGAAAGUCUAAGAUCAUAUCUUUGGAUUCUCAGGGUUGGAUGCAAGUCCAACGGGCCAAUGCGGUAUGCAGUUGAUCGCCUGGAAGGAGCGAUCCUCCGUGGCCUUGAGCAUGCACUCGUGGUCACUGUGGACAUCACUUCACCAUCCGCUCCCGAAGCAACACCAAAUCAAUACGACGCCAAUAUCGACGGCUUUGGGUUCGCACUUUCUGGUGCAGAAACACUCGAUUUCUCCAUGAUAGAUCUAGAUGCAUUCGAUUUUCUGAGCGGGUCGACCAUCAGUUAG
This is a messenger RNA of Periconia digitata, 2005 nucleotides long. Lineage: Eukaryota; Fungi; Ascomycota; Dothideomycetes; Pleosporales; Periconiaceae. The record is from the annotation of a GenBank genome assembly.